AUGCCAAAUUGACCCAACACCGCUUACAUACUGGACCUUCGGAAAUGAAUGUCGAUGUAGUGGUGGUGGGAGGGGGUAUAUCGGGGCUGACUGCAGCUUACCAGCUUCAUAAAAAAGAUUCAUCGCUGCAGAUUGUAGUGCUAGAGGCCAAAGACAGGGUAGGAGGGCGCACACUAACCUUGCCAUUGAAGACAGCGAACGGGACGGAUAAUUUUGACCUUGGAGGUCAAUGGGUCGGAAGAUGUCAGCCACACAUUAUGGCCAUGUUAGAGGAGUUAGGACUAUCCACCUGUGUCCAAUACCUGGAGGGAAAGAAGUUCAUGCAGCUGGGUAGUGACCAGAUUGGGAGCUAUAGCUCAGAUAUCCCCUCACUCUCACCCCUAGCACUCAUAGACCUGCAGAGAUUAAUAUACAAGCUGGAGUGGAUGAGGAAGCAGGUGGACAUCAGGGACCCCUACCAGAGUGACUAUGGGGCAGAGUGGGACGCCAUCACUAUGGACUCUUUCUUGAAGAACCAGCUGUGGACAACAGCUGCAAAAGAAACCAUUGAGGCAGCCUGCCGCUGUAUGUUUGGGGUGGAGGUGUCACAGAUAUCUGUGCUGUACUUCGUCAGCUACAUGAGUGCCGCAGACAGCCUGAAAAGUCUCAUAGAAGCCACCGAACACACCGCACAGGAGUAUAAGAUUGUGGGUGGAGCCCAACAAGUCAGUCAGAAGCUGGCAGCUUGUUUGCCCCAGUCUUGUGUUCUCCUGGAUCACCCAGUCCUAAAAAUCACACAGAGAGACAAUGGUGUGACUGUAAUGACCGAGAAUGGAGACAUCUUCAGCUGUAACAGGCUUGUGCUUGCCACUCCCCCAAACAUGACAAAUAAGAUACAGUUUGAUCCAGUGCUUCCCUCCAGCAGAAGAGAACUGAUGAAGAGAAUGCCAGCUGGAAACCUGACCAAAGUCAUCAUCACAUAUAAAGAAGCUUUUUGGAGAAAAGCUGGGAUAUCUGGAGAAUUUGUCACCAAUGGAGGCCCCAGUCUGAGUUCUGAGUGUGACCGAGGACCACUUUGUAUAGUCUACGAUGGCACUUCAGCCCAAGGAAAUGCUGCCAUUGUGGCAUUUUUGGGAGGUGCACCAGCCAUUCAGUGGAGAAAUCAAAAGGAUGAAAACAGAAAAUCUGCAGUGUUGAAGUCCUUAUCUGAUUUUCUUGGACCAGAGGCUCUGAACUACCUGGACUAUGCUGAAAAAGACUGGGGCCUGGAGCCCUACAGUGAGGGCAGCCCUGUGUGUUCAGUGGGGCCAGGGGCAAUGGCAUACUUUUCCAGGGGUCUUAGACUACCAUUCCAAAGGAUUCAUUUUGCUGGGACAGAGUCCGCCACAGCUUGGUGCGGAUACAUGAGUGGAGCCGUCCAAUCAGGAAUGAGGGCCGCCAACGAGGUUCUCUUCCAUCUGCGACCUCAGGCUUUGACUGCACAAGAACUUGCCAUGACAGCUUAUGGACCAUCUACUCAACUGCUGCGAACGAAACGAAAACAGAGGUCAAGGACAUUAAUCAAGGUCACUCUUGGCAUUGGAUUUGUGGUUGCUGUGGUGAUAGUAGGGAAACGAAUUACUAACCUUGUUAAUGAAAAGUAAAUAUUCUAAUCAUUAUUUUUACUUUUUAGAGUUCUGGGCUUUAUUUCAUUUUUACAUUUUUUUUCAAGUGCCAUUUGUUUAUUUUAAAGAGUCCCUAUUUCUUUUCACCCCUCAGGUUUACAGAUUCAGUUUCAAAAGUCAUGAUCAUGUAAAAUGGUGACUGUAUCUUUGUGUUUGAAUGAUGUAUCUGAAAUUGAUCUUGAGGUCUUGUGAAUGUGAUUGACCAGUCGAUCAGGUAAUGUGUGAUUUACCAUACCUUCCAUGAUUUAAAUUCAUGUAAUAAAAUGAUGUAGUUGUACAGAAUACCUGAUUUAAAAAAAUAGUGCCAAAUCUUUUAUUCUGUUGUGAAAUAAACAUGUCAAUGUAUGUAAUACCAUUCCAAUUUUUCAAACCAAAAACUUCAUCCAUUUAAACCAUCAUAAGUUUUUUUAAUAUGACAAUUAUGGUUUUUUUUUUUUUUAAUAUGACAACCAUGCACUUUUCUGUGUGCAAAACAAAGAUGUACAAUGAUAAUAACUAUAAAUUAUUUACAACUAAAUUUUCUCUUUUGAAAUUUUGCACAUAUUUAAUGGAAAUGCAUACACGUACAGAUUAUGGAAAUUAAAAAUGUUUUAGAUCAUAUAUUGUAUACAAAAAUCUGUUGUAUGUUCUGUUUUCUUGUGCUGUCUACCAUCUUGAAGUCAAUCAUUUUCUCUUGCUGCGAGUCGAACAGAUGAAAUAUAUUAAAUGCUGAACCAUAUAUAGUAAUUGAUACAAUAAUGUAAUUUGUGUUGAUUUAACUAUGAUUGUUUGUUUUUUAAAUGGAGAAUUAAAUAUGUUAAUAUAUCGGUAUUUGUAUGCUAUGUUCAUACUGUAAAUGCAAGUUGGUGAAUAAAUUAAAUGAAUUAAAACAU
Molecule: messenger RNA, 2515 nt
Organism: Magallana angulata
Lineage: Eukaryota; Metazoa; Mollusca; Bivalvia; Ostreida; Ostreidae
Product: probable flavin-containing monoamine oxidase A
Exons: 11
Coding region: 45-1622 (525 amino acids)
Molecular function (GO): oxidoreductase activity
Source: RefSeq, a predicted model, not a curated record